Messenger RNA from Lytechinus variegatus (green sea urchin), 4246 nucleotides. RefSeq names its product SET and MYND domain-containing protein 4-like (gene smyd4). The coding region runs from base 24 to 2309 and encodes 761 amino acids. Gene Ontology annotation, molecular function: protein binding. The transcript has 17 exons. NCBI's taxonomy places the organism in Eukaryota, Metazoa, Echinodermata, Echinoidea, Temnopleuroida, Toxopneustidae. The record is from RefSeq and is a predicted model, not a curated record.
GGAAGCGAGGUUGGCAACUGACGAUGGGGGCUGCUUUCAACUUUCCAGAAUUUCUUAACAUCGCAAGUGAACUUUGGAAAAGUCAGUCUUCGAAAGAAAAGUAUUGCAUUCAGAAUACAUUUGAACUCGACAAGGAUGUUAUUGACGUAGGAAUGAAAGUAGUCAACUGGAGGGAUUCCAGCAUUGAACACUAUAUUGAAAGUAUCAAAAGAUGUUUCAAGCUUCCAAGGUCGAGGUUGAAAUCGACGUCAGCUGCUGAGGACAAUAGACAAAAGGGUAACAGGCUCUUCCAGAAGAAGGAUUAUAAAAGGGCUUUAGAAUGUUAUACAAAGAGUGUUCAGAUUGCUCCUCAUGAUGGAUCAGAUACAUUAGCAUUGGCUCAUGCAAACCGGUCUGCUGCCCUCUUUCACCUCGGCCGUUACAAGGCUUGUAUCCAGGAUAUAGAUGAAGCAAUAGCGCAGGGAUACCCAACUGAUAAACACUACAAGGUGCUCCAAAGAAAGGGACAGUGCUUCUUAAAAUUGAGAUGCUUUGAAGAAGCAGAAGAAGAAUUCUUGAAGGCUCUGCAAUGCCUUGAAUGUGUUGUUGGAGAAAGCAAAAGGAAACAAGAGGUAAAGACUUUACUACAGGAGAGCACCAACCCUUCAGUGGAAGAUCAGCUCCUUUCAUUGCCCUUUAAUCUUAGUGAUGAAUCACAUGAAGAGAUCUCACAAAUAUCCUCCAGAUUGGCAAAUGCAUCAACAGCAAUCAUUGCUAAACAUCAGAAAGAAAAGGGUCGAUACCUAGAGGCAACCAGAGACAUAGAAGCCGGGGAACUACUCAUCAAGGAUAAGCCAUAUGCUGCCAUCAUCUUAAAAGAAGAAGAAAAUUCCUACUGUCAUCACUGUUUUAUGCCAUGCUCACCAAUCCCGUGUCCCAGCUGCACUUAUGCUAGGUACUGUAGUUCUGAAUGCAGAGCAGCUUGUUUGAGUCAGUAUCACUCUGUUGAGUGUGGGACCAAGGAACUUCUCCAGCAGGUGAGCUUGUUCAGCCAACUUAGUCUGCGUAUCCUCAUCACUGCUGGGACAAAAGCACUCUCCCAACACAUCAACAAUUCCAAGACACCAUCUUGCUCAAAGUCAUCUUCAAAAUCAUCAACAUUGUCGUCAUCGACCUCAUCGCAGACUCCCUCAUCAGAUUUUGUUGAACAUGGCAAAGUUACUUAUGAAUCCAUCCAUGGUCUUGAAGCACAUUGGUUUAAUCAUUCACAUGAAGAGCUUAUACAGUAUGCUGUGACUUCCAUUUUGCUUGCCAAGUGCUUCUACUCAAAGCUAGUCCUACCAGAAAUCUGCGAAACCAUCUCUAAAGAUGAGAUCAUCACGGAGUUGGCAUCGCUCCUUCUACUUCACACCAGACAACUGAAAUCAAACUCCCAUGCUAUCACCCAUGUGCGGUCACCUGAGAAAGGAAACACAGCAGCAAAGUCAACUGGGAUUAUAGAGGAGAUAUCGCAGGUACGGAUAGCGACGGCGGUCUACCCGACAGUGAGCUUGAUGAACCAUGCUUGUCAACCAAACGUCAUUGCCAGUUUCAGAAAAGAUAUCAUAAGUGUUAGAGCUACAGAGAUGAUCAGAUGUGGUGAUGAAAUACAACAUUGUUAUGGACCUCAGGUCGGUCACAUGACAUCAUCGGACAGGCAGGAGGCGCUCUUAAAGCAGUACUGCUUCACAUGCUGCUGCAGAGCUUGCAAGUCUCAUCCCAAAUCUAGCGAGAAAGAGAGGGGUGUCCGCAUCAAAUGUCCUCAAUGCGGUCAUCAACUCAACUUCGAGACAAGUAUGUGUGGACCGUGUAAUGUGAGAUUUGAUUUGGUGACAUUAUUGACGAUGGCAACACAAGCUAUGACUAAGAUAUCUGAGUUAGUACAUGAAUUCUCAGCAGUAGAGGGCGACAAAGCACUAAUGAGAGAUGUUGUUUCAAGAACAAAAUGCUGCAUCGAAGAGUUAGAGCAAAUCGUCGUGACACCUGACAUGAAACUAGCCGAGGCAUAUGACUUCAUGGCCAAAUGUCACGCUAUGCUGGAUGAGUUCAAAGAAGCUGGUUCAUGGUUAACCAAGUCAAUCCCAAUGAUUGAAUGGAAAUAUGGCAGGGAUUCUAUAGAGGUAGCUAAUGAACUCUACAAGCUGGCACAGAUAUACUUCAAUGGCGAGGAGGUUGCUCCAGCAACGGAAGCUAUAGACAGAGCCCUGGAACUAUUUACACGUCACUAUGGCAACAACACCUGUGAGGUUCAGGAUCUAAUGAAGAUGAAGCUCUGUCUGAAGUUAUUCUGACAUAGCACCCCACUGCUUGGAUCCUGAAAGUGACAAUAUAUGUUUUCUGUAGAUGUUUGAUUAAGGACGAAAUCUUACAUGACUAGUUGGAGCAUACCAGUACUGUCUUCAUAGCCAUUUGAUUGGUGUCUACAGAUAAUUUUCUGCAAGCGAAGGGUCCUAUUUUGUAGGCUGAAAGCAAAUAAUAUGCUAUUGCAAUUCCAGAGGCAUUGGGAAUAACUUCAAGUACUGUCUUAUCAUUUCAUUCAUUUGUGUAAUAUGUUACCUGAUAUUACACUGUGCAGAAUGAUUGUCAGAUAUUCUACCAGGAAUCUACAGUGUGUUGAUUUCAUCACAAAUAUUUUAUUACAUAACCUUUACAUGUGACGGCAGUGUGAUGCAUAUGAAUCCAUUACCGGUAAAUCAUAUUAUGAAACGGAUCCAAGAAUGUAGCCAAUAGGGAAUGUGUAUGCAAGUUGAAUGUGGAUGAUCUAAUUCUGUGCAUCCUCGCAACCAUGCAUUGAUAUAAUGGAUGUCCUCAAGUGCGCUACAUAUCCCCCAACACACUUGCAACUAUGCAUUAUUGGUAAUUAUAUUCCAUGUACUAAAAAUCAUGCUAUGUACUAUUCGUCAAAAGUAAGUCACAUUUUAAAUCAUAGCAAGCUAUCAAACACGUCUUUCAAGCUAAUAAGUUUGAUGUAUAGAGUCAAAACAAGCAUUACCAAUAUCUGGAUUAUGCACAAAAUAAGUGUAUUUUACUGUGUACUAUGUGUGUACAUUAAAUAAGUGCAACACACUGUCAUUUUGAUAUCCACUUUGGUUGUACUAACAGAAAUAAAUGGCAAGUUUUGGGUGGUUGCAAGUUGGUUACAAGGGGAAUAUUAUGGAAUUUUAAGAAAUACAUUGACUUUUACUUCUUCAUAUUGAUCUGUGUUAAGAUAUCAGAUGAACAUGCUGCUUAUUUGUGUUAACAUAUGUUUUUGCCCUGUGUUUAAAUACGGUUUGGAUACUCCAUAUCUGCGGCAUGUAUUUGCACGUAUCUAAAUCAUUUAUCAUUUACGAAGUAACAAAGAUUUCGCCGUAGGGUACGGACUAAUGAGCGAAAGACGUGACUAUCUUUCUUAAGCAAAAAUAUAGAGGAAAUCAUUUUCCAUGACUAACGACUUUACUGUUUACGCAUGUAUCGUUUAAGAAUUAUAUAAAUCAUCUACCCCAGAUAUUAUUAAAGAGAGUUGAGAUAUUAAAGUCAAUACCACAAGGUGGAAGAUUUUGAAAUGCUCUUUAUCCUUAUUGUGAAAUUCAGGAGGAAAUCUGGAUGAAUUGUAUUCAUAAUGAAUCAUUAAUUCAUUAAUCAGUCAUUGAAACACCACAAUGUUUUCUUCUCAUUUUCCUUCUCGAUGUACAUAUUUUUGCCCUUUUCUGAUGAUUUUAAGAUUUUUUUUCACUAAAAGUUAUCAAAAUAUUUUAGGGGUUUCUUUCUAUUCUUAUAACCAUAUUAAUUUAUUAUAUGUUAUGGUUUGCUGAUGAUAUUAUUGACAUUACUUGAAAAGCUGUGGAUGCCAUGUUUCAUUUCUGUGGAAUGAAGUUACCUUUAAUAUCAUUAGGAUGUAUUGGUUAGGGUCUUUUCAGGCACACAACCAAAUGCAUGCGACUUCUUUUCAUUUGUCAAAUGUUCCGGAAUAGACAUUUCAAAAGUUUUCAGUUUUUAUUUAUCUGGUGGCAUGGGAUUACGUGCACACAAAAAAAAUAGUCACAGAGAAAAAUGACUUCAUGCCACUUCUUUCCUUUAUUAACGCCUUUUAAUUUGCCUUUAAGCCAAAUUUAUCAAAUUCAAUCACUCCGGAUUAAUUUGUUUUGCUUCGUAAGCACUUUGAAGAAUAGCAUGAAUCGUUGUUAUGAUAACAACAUCGGGUUAAAGAAUGACAGAAAUUGCUGUUAGGAAAACACCAUCGUGUGAG